AUGAAAUCGAGGCUUCAAAAUGGAAAUUAUUUUUUGAAUUAAGAUUUCGCCCUUUAUGUAAGACCGUAAAUACCUAUUACUAUCCAAUCAAAAUCAGCCAUUGAAAUAAAAUCUAUUCCCUAAGCAUCUAACUAUCAAAAAAAAUAGAAAACUAUUCACUAUUAUGAUCAAUACAAAUUUGAAUAAUAUACAUCAGCAAAAACAAAACUAUAUGAUUUACUAAGUCUUAGAUAAAGUAAAUAUAACAAUAUAUGUUAGCUAAUAGGACACCAAUUUAAAGAAGAAGAUAACCUGAAUCAUCUCACAUAGUUAGAAGAAAUCCAGAGAUUUUGACAUCCAUAGUCGAAGUAAAUGAUGUAAAAUAAAAAGUAAAAACUGUAAGUUAAGAAUGUCAAAGAACUUAAUAAAAAAUAGCAAUAGUUCAACAUUCAUCAUAAUUGGCAAGCACAUAAAAGAGAAAUCAUAAUCAUUCAAAAUCAUCUUAUAAUAAUAAUACCUCGACACCUAUCCUUAAUAAAACUGUCUCAUAAUUUUAAUGUUUCACUCCUCUAACAAAUUAAAAAAACAAUUCUUAAUCUGAUCUCAUGAAAAGAAUUAAAUAAUAAAAAUUAGAAAGUCUAAUUAAUCUUAUUAUUAAUAAUCAACUUAAUAAUAUUGUAAAUGGUUUUACACUUAUAAAAAAUACUGCACCUCUUCUUCCUUAUAUUAAAGAAUUAGAAAGAAGAAAAGCAGAAUUUAAAUAAAAAAGAUUCCAAAUUAAAUUAAUCAGAAUUAAGUGA
This is a messenger RNA of Paramecium sonneborni, 779 nucleotides long. The record is from the annotation of a GenBank genome assembly. NCBI's taxonomy places the organism in Eukaryota, Ciliophora, Oligohymenophorea, Peniculida, Parameciidae.